CUUGGCUUCCUUCAAACAAGGCCUACGUUGUCGAUUUCUAAGGGCUCCCGAAGCAUUAUUAGCCCCCAUUUCCCAGACAAAUUAAUUUUUUAGGCAAGUGACCGUCUAACAUGUUACAUGCUGGAGACUUUUUGGCGAGAUGUUCUGAUUCCCCAAGAUUCCUCACUUCUUAAUUUGUUUAGUUUGUAGCAUGGGGCAAAGCGUCAUGUGUUCCCUAGCAACUUAAGUUUUUGGGGCUAUAUGGUAUGCAAUUGGUUUUCAUAGUUGACUAAUUAGCAUAAUACAUAGAGCAGAUCAGGUUUCCUAUGUAAGUAUGUUUUUUUUCAUGCAUUCGAACAAGUUACAAGUAUGAGCGCAACCUAGUGAAAUUGUUUAGGUUCAAACUUGAGUUCGAAGGGAGGAGCACAUUUCUCUUGCCAACGUAACGAAACCAAAGUCUGCAGCUCUUACAAAAUCCAGGGAAAAAAAGAUUACCAACUACAGGUUAAGGUUAGUAAUGACCUCAUACGCGUUUUACGGUUUGAGGAUAUGGAGGAAUAUUGACAUUCUUGAUGGUGUAAGAUCUCCUCUUACAACUUUUACUUUUGUUGAAGAAAAUAAUGCGGUGAAAGCAAUUGGAGUAAAGAAAUGGAAGUUGAUGAUUGAAUUAUUACUUAAAUGUUGAUUAAUGUGCUUAUUUAUUAUUGGUGACACAUCAUUUAGUUUGCAAUUUUAGUCAAUAAAUUUAGUUUCGCUAGCAUUACUCUUUAUGAAAACAGAAGAAGCAUGGUUUAUAACUUGAGAAAUGCUAAGAAGACUUUCUUAAAUGAAGGUAUAAAAUACCGAGAGGCAAACAGUUUACCUUCGGUUCCAGCAAGAAAGCACAUGGAAAGAAGUUGACUUCCAUUAAUUAGUUCAUUGUGUUGCUAGAAAGCACAUGGAAAGAAGUUGACUUCCAUUAAUUCAUUGUGUUCACUUCGCCUCCUUUAUAUUGAGGGUCUUUGUUUUGUUAUGCAACUCAAGUGUGGAGCAAUAAGAUGGCUUCAGAGAUCAAGGUUGAAAUCCUCCACAAGGAAACAAUUAAACCUUCCUCUCCAACUCCUCACCACCUUAAAACUACCAGCCUCUCCGGUUAUGAUCAGCUUACCCCUGAAAUUUAUGUCCCACUAAUUCUCUUCUAUCCCAAUGGCGGUGAUGAGGCCAGUCUCGAUCACCAUGCUUCGUUUGCUUAUAGAUUCAGCCUUCUAAAAAAAUCGUUAUCUAAAACCCUCACUCAUUUCUACCCCUUUGCAGGAGAAUUUAUAUAUAAUGUUUCUAUCAGCUGCAGUGACCAUGGGGCUGGAUUGAUUGAAGCCCAAGUCAACUGUCCCAUAUCGAAGAUUUUGGACAAACCUGAUUUCCAGAUCUUCAGACAGUUGAUUCCAACUUCAAUGGAUUCCAAGCAAGCAGAGACAGGGCAUCUUCUGCUGGUGCAGGUCAGCUCAUUUAAAUGUGGUGGAUUGGCAAUUGGGAUUAGCAUUUCACAUAAGGUCGCUGAUGCUUCCACACUCAGCGCAUUCAUCAAAAGCUGGACCGCAAUUGCCCUUGGCUUGGCAGGUGCUACUGACCAUGCAGUGCCUUCUCCAGAAUUUGGCAUCGCAGCUACUCUCUUCCCGCCACAAGAUAUCUUCAAUUCACAACAAGUAACCGUGGAAUUUCCUCCAGAUAAGGGUAUAACAAAGAGAUUUGUGUUUGAUGCCUCAAAGGUUGCUGCUCUCAAGUCCAAAGCUGCCAGUGCCACUGUGCCAAAUCCUACACGAGUUGAAGUUGUAUCAGCGCUCAUUUGGAAAUGUGCAAUGGAAGCUUCAAGAUCAAACUUAGGUUUUACAAAACCAUCUGUGUGGUCUCAAGCGGUGAACAUGAGAAAAAGAUCAGGGAAAACCUUGGCGGAAAACAUAUUGGGGAACUUUUUGUGGUACUUUGCGGCAAUGAGUAUGGAGAGUGAGGUGGAUCUGGAAGGCUUGGUUGCAAAAUUCAGGAAUGGCAUUGAGGAAUAUAAAGAAAAGUAUCCAAACAGUGUUAGUUGUGAGGAUGCACUUCAAAGCAUCAAAGAGUCUGGGAACAUCCUGAUAAAUGACAGUAUGGUGACCUAUAGUUGUAGCAGUUGGUGCAGGUUUCCCUUCUAUGAAACAAAUUUUGGAUGGGGGCAGCCAUCAUGGGUGAGUACUUAUGGUAGUGAAUUCAAGAAUACGAUUCUAUUAAUGGACACAAGUGAUGGUGUUGGUGUGGAAGCGUUGUUGACUGUCACAGAAGAAGACAUGGCCAUAAUUGAAAAACAUGAAGACCUGCUUGCAUAUGCUUCUGUGAAUCCGCCUGUCAUUUAAUUAACAUCCUCUUGCGGUUCUUAGAUGGAUGUGAUUGUAUACAUUUGAAUUAUUGUUUCGAUGCUUCUACUGUCUGUGUGCUUUCAUUACUUUUUGCUCCUUAUUGUUUCUGUACUGCAUCUUCAAUAAAUUUGAUAUGUUUUCAGCUUCAUAUUAGAACAAUCAAUGAAUGAAGGAGAUAUAUUUCACCGUCUGUG
Pyrus x bretschneideri (Chinese white pear) is the source of this 2539-nucleotide messenger RNA. RefSeq names its product BAHD acyltransferase At5g47980-like. NCBI's taxonomy places the organism in Eukaryota, Viridiplantae, Streptophyta, Magnoliopsida, Rosales, Rosaceae. The coding region runs from base 1017 to 2342 and encodes 441 amino acids. The transcript has a single exon. The record is from RefSeq and is a predicted model, not a curated record.